AUGGACUCUGUUCCCGCCGCCUUCGCAGACUUGCUCUCGGACUCAGAUCGCGCUGUUCUCGCCGACUUGUCUGAUUCUUCCGUGCAAAAAUGGGCUCUCGAGAAAGUCGAAGAGCACCGUAGGAAGAUGUUUGCGUUUCGGACUUUCCACAACACUCUAGCCCCCAUUCACCGCACCCUUCCUACCGAGAUGCUCGCCGAAAUCUUCUCUCAUUGCGGAGAAGAUCCGCGGGGCAUGCGUAUCAUGCUUGUUUGCCGGCAUUGGCGCUCUGUCCUGCUCAAAACCCCGCGCUUCUGGGUCGCAGUUGCUGCAAACAAGGCUUUCCUCGACAUCUUCAGGAGGGACGACGUUCCUCUAGCCACCGCUACACGGGAACUCGAACUCGCCCGCGUACAAAGAAUUCUCAAGCGGACCGCGUCCGAGCUGCUUCGCCUCACCUACACCGACUUACCACCCGAAGCCGUCGGCACCCUUGCUACAUACGCAGAGAAAAUUGUUUACCUAGACGUUAGUGUGGCCUCAACGAGGGAGCUCAUCGCCCUCUGCGAAUCCUUCACCUCCGGCUUUCCUCGAUUGGAGACCUUCGGGGUUGUCUUUCGGGAACCCUGGGGCUUUGAUCACGCUCAGUGGACUUCCAUAUCGAGAACGUUAACGGGAAGGACACCAGUCGCUCCUCGCCUCCACACUCUGCUCCACAUGCCCAUCACCCUCUUUUCGUACUUUGCGCUUCCAACACUACUCACGGCGCACGUCACCAAACCCCUAUUCGAGACUAGCAUCCACCACGAGCUUGUUACCUCACUACGCAAAUGUCAGAAUCUCGUCCACCUCAAGAUCUCACUGAACGAGGACCCCAUUCCGACAGCAAAUCCGGUUGAAACGGUGGACAUACCCUCCCUCAAGUCGCUUCAUAUCGUUGGCAGCCUAUCUCGUGUCGCUGAGGUCCUCGAGCCGAUAUCUGUCCCACCCACAGCGACCGUCCGGAUUGAGCUGCCCAGCUCCUAUGACACAGAUGAUUGGACGCUCGACGCGUUUGACUUGCGGCGCGGGAGCGUACGCAUCAUUACGUCUCUCCUGCAAACAAUCGACACUGUGCGCUUGCGGGACUGGCUCGACGAGUCGCACGAAUGGAGACCGAUUGCAUGGGGGUUUCUCGCAAUCGGUUGCACCGGCCGCUCGCAGCGUGUUGAGUUCAAGUCCGAGUCGACCCAGCUUAUCCGCGAUACACUAUUGACAUUUCCUCUCGUCGCGCUCUUCCGCACGUACGCUGCCGCCGUCACUCUUCUCUCUAUCCAUAUGUCUUUCGUGGCCGGUCAAGAUCACAAGUACCGCCGUUUCAUCAAAGCGCAAGAAGCCGCCGCGGAGACACACGACGAGACGGACUCGGACCCGGACCCGGACUCGAACUCGAACUCGAACUCGGAUUCGGACUCGGAUUCGGACUCGGACUCGGACCCGGACUCGGACUCGGAUUCGGACCCGCACUUUGAGACUCUCGACUCGGACGACUACGACGAUGAAGAGGUCUACCGGGCGUCGCGUCAAGUGGACACAGGGAGCCUGCUCCGCGCCUUCCCGCACCUCGUGGACCUCGAGAUCGCCGGCCCUUGCGUCCCGGCGGUGUUGGAGGCCCUGAUGUCGCCGGACGACGUCUCCGCGGCACCGGGCGCCGCGGCUGUGUGCCCCCAAUUGCGAGGGCUCACGGUCCUGUUCCCCGUGGUGGACGAGGAGGAGGUGAGCGCCGUGGCGCGAGGCAUCGCCGAGGAGGCGAGCGAAGUGACGCUGCUGGAAACGGUGGAGACGCACCGUGCGCUGCUGGUGAGGGUGCUCGCGCGCCGCUCGGCGCGUGGAACCCGACUCGUACGCCUGGAGUGGGCGGAGCGGUCGUGGAUCCGCGGGCACGGAUUGGUCUACGAGGCGACCGCGAUAUACAGGCCCGAUUUGUCUGGCGACACCCUGGCAGAGCUGGAGACGCUGGUGGACGGCGGUUCGGUGCACUUCUCGGGAUUCCACUACGUACCUGUUGAUGUAGCUACGCCGCCAGCUUCUGAGGAUGCGUCCGAGGAGUAG
Molecule: messenger RNA, 2070 nt
Organism: Epithele typhae
Lineage: Eukaryota; Fungi; Basidiomycota; Agaricomycetes; Polyporales; Epitheliaceae
Exons: 1
Coding region: 1-2070 (689 amino acids)
Molecular function (GO): protein binding
Source: RefSeq, a predicted model, not a curated record